Messenger RNA from Lolium rigidum, 480 nucleotides. RefSeq names its product ubiquitin-60S ribosomal protein L40-like. Gene Ontology annotation, biological process: translation; protein ubiquitination; modification-dependent protein catabolic process. Lineage: Eukaryota; Viridiplantae; Streptophyta; Magnoliopsida; Poales; Poaceae. Gene Ontology annotation, cellular component: nucleus; ribosome; cytoplasm. The transcript has 3 exons. The coding region runs from base 1 to 480 and encodes 159 amino acids. The record is from RefSeq and is a predicted model, not a curated record. Gene Ontology annotation, molecular function: protein tag activity; structural constituent of ribosome; ubiquitin protein ligase binding.
AUGCAGAUCUUCGUGAAGACCAUCACCGGGGCAACUCUCACGCUCGACGUCGAGAGCAGCGACACGGUCGACAGCGUCAAGGCCCAGAUCCAUGACAAGGGAGGAAUCAUCGUCACCUCCGACACCGACGACGACGACGAUGACCAGCAUCAGCUACCUUCUCUCGUCUACGCCGGGAAGGAGCUCGAGGCGGUGGACGGCCGAACGCUGGCCGACUACGGCAUCUGCAAGGAGUCGACGCUGCACCUCGCGCUCGGUCUCCGCGGCGGCCGCCGCGGCCGCGGCUACGGCUACUACCGGGGGGCCUGCUUCCCCUGGGCCAUCGAGCCAAACCUCCGAGCCAUUGCGUUCGGCUACAGCAAGGACAAGAUGAUCUGCCGAAAGUGCUAUGCGCGCCUUCCUCCCAGGUCGACCAACUGCCGCAAGAAGUGCGGCCGCAGCACCGACCUAAGGCGGAAGAAAUUGCGUGGACCAUGGUGA